AUGGUCCACGCCGUCGACACCAUGCCCACUGCAACUGUUGCAUUGGGUCGCCCCCGCAAGGGUACUUUCCAAGAGAUUCCCGUUUCCUCAACCUCCCACCCCGAUAACCCUAUCCCAGAAGAGCCGCGUGGGGUACGAUCCCUCUCGGUCACUGAUUUUACUCUCAAUGGUUUUGCUUCAUCAGAGUCCGACUCCAAUGGCUCUGACUGUCCCUCCACUCCGCUUACACCCCCCGAUACCCAGAGUGAGGAAGAGCUUGCUUCCAAGCCCAAUGGCCGACGACGACGAGCCUCAACCGUCCUGAUCUCACAAAACUCCGAGGAUAUGAGAAGAGUGCUUGAGAACGUCGGUACAGGGGGCACACAGAAGAUCCAGUCCAUGUGCUGUGGUGGGGGUUGUUGCCGAGGUAGGCCACUGCAGGCGCUGGAUGGUCCUAUCUCCGGGUUCAAUUCGAUCACUGCCCCAGACAACAAGGCUUUUGCUAGUUUGAACCUUAAUUUGAACCUCCUCACGCUGGACAGUGAGCUUUCCAACAUGGCACCACUCCCGGAGAAGACGGUGUUUUUCUCGUCCGCCCCCGCGUCUGCUCGGCAUCUGCCGAUGGGGCCAUCAGAUCACCCCCCGCAAUUCGUGCAGCCUCAUCCCCCAUAUGAGGUUUACCGUGCGCCUCUCCACUCUGCCCGUGAGUUGACCAAGGGCGGUGCUGAGAAGCGCACCUACCACUUUGAUAUUGACGUCACCGACUACCCUGCCGAGAGUGGAAUGGUGGAUUUCGUGGUUGGAGGCGCAAUUGGCGUGUGCCCGAAAAACAAGGACGAGGAAGUUGAGGAUCUUCUUGACCUUCUGUGUGUACCGAGGUCGAUGCGAGAGAAGAAGGUUCUCAUGCGCACCACCAAGGGCCGCUGGCCGACCAUCUGGGGUGAUGACAAGCCACGAGAGCUUAUCACAACGCGCCGAGAGGUGCUGAGCUGGUGCUCAGAUAUUCAGAGUUACGCCCCAACAAAGGCGCUGUUCCGACUUUUGGCCGAAUACACCACCGAGGAAAAUGAGAAAAAGAUUCUCGAGUAUCUUUCAUCUGCACAGGGCCAAGGUGCUUUCUGUGAUCUCCGUACCAGCUCUCACAUCACUCUUUCCCAGUUGCUCCACGCCUUUCCCUCUUCUCAGCCUCCUUUGGAUCAUCUUCUUUCCGUGCUCAACACUCUGAUGCCUCGAUUCUACUCCUUGUCCCAAGAUCCCAUGAUCUCUUGUCGGUUCAAGGGCACUGAAUGUCGCCGAUUGGUUGAAGUUGCUGUAACCGUCGCCGAUUCGAACGACUGGCGAGGUGGCAAGCGAACUGGUGUGGGAUCUGGCUUCCUUGAACAGCUGGCCCAGCGGGCCAUUAAGGCUGAAGCUGCUGGUGAGAAGAUUGAUGUCCACGUGCCUAUGUUCCGCGGUCUAAUGGCCAAUCCACUUGCCACUCGUUUCGCAUCUGACGGCCCUAUGCUUCUCAUCGGUGCUGGUGUCGGAAUUGCCCCAUUCCGUGGUUUCGUUCAGCGUCGUUUGCAAUCUGCAAACUGUGCCAACAAGGUCUGGGUCCUCCAGGGUGUGCGCGACUCAUUACUUGAUGAACUCUACAGUGGCGAGUGGGGUGUUCAUGAAGAUAAGGUUCGCACCGUCGUCCAGAGCCGUCGUGGUGAGAGCCGCUAUGUCCAGGAGGAGGUCCGCCACCAGGCCGACUUGGUUUGGUACGUGAUCAACGCCCUUGAUGGCCGUGUCUUUGUUUGCGGUAGCGGCAAAGGCAUGGGCGAAGGUGUUGAGGCUGCUCUUAUUGAAGUCGCCAUGGCCAAGGGCAACUUGAACUCCCAGGAAGCAGAGCUAUUCUGGCAGCGCAAGAAGGAAGCUGGCCAGUACAUUGCUGAGACCUGGUAA
Penicillium longicatenatum is the source of this 1908-nucleotide messenger RNA. RefSeq names its product FAD binding domain protein. Gene Ontology annotation, molecular function: [methionine synthase] reductase (NADPH) activity; flavin adenine dinucleotide binding; FMN binding. Lineage: Eukaryota; Fungi; Ascomycota; Eurotiomycetes; Eurotiales; Aspergillaceae. The record is from RefSeq and is a predicted model, not a curated record. Bases 1 to 1908 code for a protein of 635 amino acids. Gene Ontology annotation, biological process: homocysteine metabolic process. The transcript is spliced from 2 exons. Gene Ontology annotation, cellular component: cytosol.